This is a messenger RNA of Cygnus olor (mute swan), 2205 nucleotides long. It is a transcript of the gene ARIH2, whose product is annotated as ariadne RBR E3 ubiquitin protein ligase 2. The record is from RefSeq and is a predicted model, not a curated record. Gene Ontology annotation, cellular component: cytoplasm; ubiquitin ligase complex. Gene Ontology annotation, molecular function: ubiquitin protein ligase activity; ubiquitin conjugating enzyme binding; zinc ion binding. Lineage: Eukaryota; Metazoa; Chordata; Aves; Anseriformes; Anatidae. Gene Ontology annotation, biological process: ubiquitin-dependent protein catabolic process; positive regulation of proteasomal ubiquitin-dependent protein catabolic process; protein polyubiquitination.
GGCGGAAGUGACGCCACGCGGAGGCCGGCGCUUCCGGCGUGCAGCAGCGGCGGCCCGGCAGGAGGAGCCCCGGGCCCCGCUCCCGCCUCCCCCGCCCGCUGCGGAGCCCGGCGCCAGUGACAUAGGCAGAGAUGCGAUUAACGCGGAUAGCGAGCGUGGAGCGGGGGCUGUAGAGGGCUUCAGAGGAAAGCGAGGGUGCCAGUCCGCUUAAAGUUGGCGUGGGAGACAGAGCUCAGAUGAAAUCAAAAGAACGAUAAAGUUUGGAGGAGAGAAAGACGCUGCAAUUGCUUUCCUGGUCUGCAGUUUGGCAGGGCAUUAAGAUGUCCGUGGACAUGAACAGCCAGGGCUCUGACAGCAACGAAGAGGAUUAUGACCCUAAUUGCGAGGAGGAGGAAGAGGAUGAGGAUCCUGGGGAUAUUGAGGAUUAUUAUGAUGGGGUAGCCAACGACGUGGAGCAGCAGGGAGCAGAUGCCUUUGACCCAGAGGAAUAUCAGUUCACCUGCCUGACUUACAAGGAGUCGGAGAGCACUCUGAAUGAACACAUGGCCAGCUUGGCUGCCACGUUAAAGGUGUCACAUGCUGUUGCAAAACUUGUAUUAGUUAGUUUCCACUGGCAAAUCUCAGAGAUUUUGGAAAGGCACAAGUCUAAUGCUGCCCAGUUGCUAGUAGAAGCACGAGUACAGCCCACCUCAUCCAAACAUGCAAUGGUACAUUCCUCCCAUAACUGCGCAGUGUGCAUGCAGUUUGUCCGGAAGGAGAACUUGCUUUCUCUGGCUUGUCAGCACCAGUUCUGUCGCAGCUGCUGGGAGCAGCAUUGUACAGUGCUCGUCAAGGAUGGCGUCGGAGUUGGGGUCUCCUGCAUGGCUCAGGACUGCCUACUUCGGACACCAGAAGACUUUGUGUUUCCAUUGCUGCCUAGCGAAGAGCUGAAAGACAAAUACAGGCGCUACCUCUUCAGGGACUAUGUGGAGAGCCAUUAUCAGCUGCAGCUGUGUCCUGGUGCAGAUUGUCCUAUGGUCAUACAGGUACAGGAGCCAAAAGCCCGGCGAGUGCAGUGCAAUCGUUGCAAUGAGGUCUUCUGCUUUAAGUGUCGGCAGAUGUACCACGCACCUACAGACUGUGCUACCAUCCGGAAAUGGCUCACCAAGUGUGCAGAUGACUCCGAAACAGCCAACUACAUCAGUGCUCACACUAAAGAUUGUCCGAAGUGCAAUAUCUGUAUUGAAAAGAAUGGAGGCUGCAAUCACAUGCAAUGCUCCAAAUGCAAGCAUGACUUCUGCUGGAUGUGUCUGGGAGACUGGAAGACUCACGGCAGCGAGUACUACGAAUGCAGUCGGUACAAAGAGAAUCCUGAUAUUGUAAACCAGAGUCAGCAAGCACAGGCCAGGGAGGCCCUUAAGAAGUACUUGUUCUAUUUUGAGAGGUGGGAGAAUCACAAUAAAAGCUUGCAGCUGGAGGCACAGACGUACCAGCGAAUCCAGGAAAAAAUCCAGGAAAGAGUUAUGAACAACUUGGGAACGUGGAUAGACUGGCAAUACCUACAAAAUGCUGCAAAACUCCUUGCAAAGUGUCGUUAUACCCUGCAGUACACAUAUCCAUAUGCCUACUACAUGGAGUCUGGUCCCAGAAAGAAACUGUUUGAAUACCAGCAGGCCCAGCUGGAAGCUGAAAUUGAAAAUCUCUCAUGGAAGGUGGAGCGAGCAGACAGCUAUGACAGAGGGGACUUAGAGAAUCAGAUGCACAUAGCGGAGCAGAGACGAAGGACCCUGCUGAAAGACUUCCAUGACACAUAAGACAGGAGGAAAUGACAAAGUGCAGGGGUGAGAGCAGCAAGUGAAGUGAUGGCAGCUUCACCAGGAUAAGCAGGCACUGCCUCUGGGAGAACACGGCCAAGGACAAAGCCACCCCUCCCCUUGCAAGUCAGACACAUGCAAACACCACAUCUUAGUCCAGUUUGUUCUCUUAUCUUUCUGUUUCUGUUUCUGCCAGGCUAGAGGCCAGAGUCCAGAUUGGCAUAUUUCCUGGGACAUUUCCCUCCUGCCCUUGAUGGUUUCAAAAGGGGAGGGAGUUUUUCUCUGAAUGGCUGUUAAUAGUAUUAGAUCAUUACAACUUAUGUAAUUUUCAACGGUUGUACAAUUAUACAGACAAACCUUAGAAUAACACACAACCCUUUUUAAAAAUAAAUUGGCAGUGGAGUGUUUUUCC